Ostertagia ostertagi is the source of this 285-nucleotide messenger RNA. Lineage: Eukaryota; Metazoa; Nematoda; Chromadorea; Rhabditida; Trichostrongylidae. The record is from the annotation of a GenBank genome assembly.
AUGAAGUUGGUCGUGCUCUGCGUUCUGUGUGGAAUCGCUCUUGCUGCCCCAAGACAGAAACGCCUUACUGUGGGCACGAUCGCUGUCACCGGAGGAGUCGGUGGAUCCACGGGGUGUGUAGUGACUGCUGUGAAACAAGCCCUCAAGGAACGCCAGGAAAGCUUGAAAUCGCGCAUGGCUGGUAAGAAGGAGAAGGCUGUGACUCCCAAGGAGGAAGAUCUACCCAAAGCUCCACAGAAGCCCUCAUUCUGCACUGAGGAAGACACCACCCAGUUCUACUUUUGA